Mangifera indica (mango) is the source of this 2217-nucleotide messenger RNA. RefSeq lists its product as uncharacterized. The coding region runs from base 34 to 2010 and encodes 658 amino acids. Gene Ontology annotation, molecular function: protein binding. The transcript has 6 exons. Lineage: Eukaryota; Viridiplantae; Streptophyta; Magnoliopsida; Sapindales; Anacardiaceae. The record is from RefSeq and is a predicted model, not a curated record.
UCUGUAGAUGUGUCGGAGGAUUCUUCCAUCUCAAUGGCAAUAUGUGGGAACGUUGAAGGUGCUCAAACUGAGUCCUCAACGACAGAAGAAAAAACUUUGUCGACACAAAACUCUACAUCAUCCUUGAAAAGUGAAGAUCAAAUUGAAUUGAGAAAUAGGCACUUCAAACUGUACCUGGAUGCAGUGGAUGGUGAUUGGAACAGCGCUGAAAAAAUUUUCGAGGAAGAUAAAAUUGAUAUAACAGCUAUACUGUCAAAGAAAGGGGACACCGCUCUCCAUAUUGCAGCUGCAUGCGGGCGCACUGGUUUCGUGAAAAAGCUUCUUGAACAAAUGAAUAAAGAGGAUUUAGCUAUUGAAAAUAAUGCUGGCAACACGGCCUUUUUUCUUGCAGCUGCCUCUGGAAAAGUUGAAAUCGCCGAGGCUAUGAUGGAGAAGAAUGAAGACGUAGUAAAGAUUAGAGGAUUCAAUGAUAUGUUACCGCUUCACAAGGCAGCUAUGGCGGGAGACAAAGAGAUGGUAGAAUACCUUUAUGAAGCCACUGGAGAUGAGUUAUUAGAUGAUAAUGAUCGCUUCGAUUUGCUUGUCAAUCUGUUACACCUCGGUUUGUAUGACAUUGCGCUGGAUUUGGCGGAGAGGCACCCACAGGUAGCUCUUGCACGUGAUAAAAAUGAAGAGACAGCAUUGCAUCACUUGGCACGAAUAACUGCAUUAAGGCGUAGGAUCGAUUCAAGCCUAAUUAGAUUUUGCAAGAGAACAGCCUUCUUCCUGUAUAAUGAAGUAAAAAGAAACGUGAUAAAGACGUGUCACUCGGUGUUGGGAAAGCAACGAGUGAAGAAAAAGGAGGAACAGAAGGGCAAUGAGCUGGGCUUGAGGGAUCGGAUAAAACAGAGAGAGCAACGGAUGAAGCAACAGAGGAGGGAUGAGCUGAGCUUUUUUGUUGGGGCGAGCAACAGAGGACGGAUAAAACAGAAAGUAAGGAAUUGGAUUGCUGGGGCGAUACGUCAAGUCAUGUAUGCUGAUCAACAGAUUCCCGAUUCGGCUUUCGAGAUAGUCCGAUGCCUUUGGAAACAAGUUAUGCUUCUGGAUGAGUCCCAGAUUUUGGAAAUUGUUAGAAAACCUCACUCGCUGGUGCUCGAGGCAGCAAAACAAGGGAACCCUCGGUUUCUAAUGAUAAUUAUCCUUUCAUAUCCUGAUCUAGUGUAUGAAGUUGACGAAAAUAAUCACACCAUUUUUCAUUUCGCUGCUAUGUAUCGUCGCUUUUUCAUUCUCAAACAAAUUUAUCGCGUAGGUUUACUGAAGGAUUUUGUUGUUCAGAACAUAGAUAAAGAUGGGAACAACAUUUUGCAUUUGGCUGCAAAGUUGCCUCCAGCAGAUAGACCCGAUAAUGAAUCAGCUGCAUUACAUUAUCAAAUGGCUAGAGAGAUGUCUUUUUUUUGGAGAGUGGAGGACAUUUUGCAUCCGGUGGAUGCUGAAGCUAAAAAUAAAGAAGGGAAAACCCCUAGAGCUUUAUUUACUGAAGAGCACCGAGAGUUAAGGCAGAAAGCCGAGAGAUGGGUUAAGGACAUUGCAAAUGGAUGCAUUAUGGGGGCAACACUAAUUGCUACUGUGGUAUUUGCUGCAGCUUUCACAGUACCAGGUGGCAUCAAUGAUUCAGGGACUCCAAAUCUUGUCCGGAGAGUUUCCUUCAUAAUUUUUGCUAUAUCAGAUGCAAUAGCAUUACUGUUUUCCAUUUUCUCCGUACUAAUGUUCUUAACCGUUAUCUCCUCCCGAUACGAAGAAGCAGAUUUUGGUCGAUUAAUGUAUGAUUUGGGGGGGGGAUUAAACUUACUUAUCUUAGCAGUACAAGCAGUAAUGGUAAUGUUUUGCGCAACUAUGUUCCUGCUCUUCAACGAUGGACUACUCUGGGUUCCUAUUCUUGUUACGACAAUGGCUGUUUUGACAAGCUUCAGGUCCUUGGAGAAAUAUUUUGCUCACAAUGGAGAAGUAGCACAUCUCACCGGAAGUUUGUGAUUUUCCUUUAAAGGAAAAUCGAGUAGAAGUUCUCAACAUUGUCUAAAAUAUGAGAGUUUCAUGUUUUGACUCUCACUAUUCAAUUAUUUACAUAAUUGUUAUGAAGUAAAUGAGUCAGCCGGUGUUUCAGUGUUAAUUAUUUUGAUCACGACUGUUAUAGUUAAAAACUAAAAUGAGUUACAUAAUUAUAAGUGUUAUUUGAGUGAA